AGUUAUUUUGCUGCAAUUACAAGUAAAUAACAGCCCUAAACAAUUAAUAUUAUAUCAAUUAAGUAUUAAAAUGUGCAUUGUAAAGUUCUACAAAUCUAAUAAAAAUGCCUGAAGCAUGCUAGGUGACAUCCAUCUAACCAAACGCUUAGUAGUGAUCGCAUUAGUUCUCGGCAUUAUUUUGAUUUUAAAGGAGUACGUAUUUAUUUAUCCGAUAUGAGUAGCCGUAGGGUUGCUUAUUUCUACAAUGCGGACGUGGGGAACUUCCACUACGGGCCGGGGCACCCGAUGAAGCCCCAUAGACUUUCUGUUACGCAUAGUUUGGUGUUGAAGUAUGGGCUGCAUAAGAAAAUGCAGGUAUACAAGCCGUAUAGGGCAAGUGCGCAUGACAUGUGCCGGUUUCACAGUGAGGACUACAUAGAGUUUCUGUCCAAUGUUACGCCGCAAAAUAUACAGAGCUAUUCAAAAGACUUGCUCCACUACAAUGUUGGAGACGACUGCCCAGUCUUUGACGGGCUGUUUGAUUUCUGCUCCAUGUACACGGGCGCAUCUCUAGAAGGUGCUAUGAAGCUUAACAAUAAUGCGUGUGACAUUGCCAUUAACUGGUCCGGUGGUCUGCAUCAUGCUAAGAAGUUUGAGCCUUCUGGAUUCUGCUACGUUAAUGACAUAGUCAUAGCAAUACUAGAGCUCUUAAAAUACCAUCCCAGAGUACUAUACAUUGACAUAGACGUCCACCACGGAGACGGGGUCCAGGAGGCAUUCUACCUGACUGACCGAGUGAUGACCGUCAGCUUCCAUAAGUAUGGGAACUACUUCUUCCCGGGGACCGGAGACAUGUAUGAGGUCGGGGCUGAGAGUGGGAGGUAUUACUCAGUGAAUGUGCCGCUGAAGGAAGGGAUUGAUGACCAGAGUUAUGUUAUGGUAUUCAAACCGGUGAUAUCCAGCGUGAUGGAGUUCUACCGCCCCACGGCCAUCGUGCUGCAGUGCGGCGCGGAUUCCCUGGCAGGAGACCGGCUGGGGUGUUUUUCUUUGUCCACUAAGGGCCACGGGGAGUGCGUCAACUUUGUGAAGAACUUUAACGUGCCUACGCUAGUUGUUGGUGGUGGCGGGUACACACUCCGUAACGUAGCUCGCUGCUGGACGUACGAGACCUCCCUUCUGGUGGACGAGAACAUUUCCAACGAGCUUCCUUUGACGGAAUACUUGGAGCUGUUUGCGCCCGACUUCCAACUUCAUCCAGAGAUUAACAGCACGAACAACGCCAACAGCAAGCAGUACUUAGAAGCUAUAACUAAAUACACGUACGACAAUCUCAGGAUGUGUCAGCACUCGCCCGCCGUACAGAUGUCACAUGUGCCAGGCGACUUCUUCCCCGAAGACUACAAGAUUAAAGACGAGCCAGACCCGGACAUCCGCAUCAGCCAGGACGAGGCCGACAAGAUGGUGGAACCUAAAAACGAGUUCUACGAUGGUGACACCGACCACGACAAGGAGGCUGUCGUUAAAGAGGAGCCAUAGCAACCGGCCGCUACCGGCGACAGUGGCGCCACUUGACACAC
Cydia amplana is the source of this 1556-nucleotide messenger RNA. It is a transcript of the gene HDAC3, whose product is annotated as histone deacetylase 3. The record is from RefSeq and is a predicted model, not a curated record. Lineage: Eukaryota; Metazoa; Arthropoda; Insecta; Lepidoptera; Tortricidae. Gene Ontology annotation, molecular function: histone deacetylase activity. The transcript has 7 exons. The coding region runs from base 214 to 1515 and encodes 433 amino acids. Gene Ontology annotation, cellular component: nucleus.